Solanum tuberosum (potato) is the source of this 2128-nucleotide messenger RNA. Its product is annotated as protein phosphatase 2C 16-like. NCBI's taxonomy places the organism in Eukaryota, Viridiplantae, Streptophyta, Magnoliopsida, Solanales, Solanaceae. Gene Ontology annotation, molecular function: protein serine/threonine phosphatase activity; cation binding. Bases 230 to 1867 code for a protein of 545 amino acids. The transcript has 5 exons. Gene Ontology annotation, biological process: protein dephosphorylation. The record is from RefSeq and is a predicted model, not a curated record.
UCUUUUCUACAUCCCAAGUUGUAUUUUCUCUCUCAUGUGUCUCACAAAGAAAAAAAAUAAAAUCUUGAAAAGGGGCUGUAGAGGGAGAGUCUGCAAGGUGUUUUGGUAAAAGGGUUUUUGUUGCAGUCCUACUCUGUGAAACAUAAAGCUUGGAACAAUUUGUUGCUGGUAGUGCUGCACGGACUAACGCGGUUGACUCAAUUGCAUAUUGUUUUCACUAGAAGAAUUAAUGGAAGAGAUGUCUCCAGCUGUUGCUGUUACACUCAGCUUAAGCAGCUCUAUCUGUGAUAACCCUGCAAUUUCGAACCAUGUAGAAAUCACAAGGCUCAAAUUAGUGACUGACACAGCUAGCUUACUUUCAGAUCCUGCAUCUUUGUUGCAUGCUGAGUCAAAUACCAGUUGGAAUGGAAAUAGCAACGGUAUGAAAGUUGGCGUUGGUAGGAUUCCCUUGUUGACACUAGGAGAAAGCUCUGGAAAAUGUAGUCUGCCGCAGACUCUAUUGGGAGCUGAAAACGGCCUGAUUGUUAGCGAUAGCAUCAUUCAGGGAAGUGAUGAAGAUGAGAUUUUAUCUGUUGGAGAGGAUCCAUGUGGAAUUAAUGGCGAGGAGUUGUUGCCACUGGGAACUAGCUUACAGUUGAGCUUGCCAAUUGCUGUUGAAAUCGAGGGUAUUAACAAUGGACAAAUAGUUGCCAAGGUCAUAAGUUUGGAAGAAAGGAGUUUUGAUAGAAAGGUUAGUAAUACCAUAGUUGCUCUCCCAGAUGAUGAAAUUACUAGUGGCCCUACACUAAAGGCAUCUGUAGUGGCCCUUCCAUUGCCCAGUGAGAAGGAGCCUGUCAAAGAAAGUGUCAAGAGUGUGUUUGAAUUGGAAUGUGUGCCACUCUGGGGUUCUGUAUCUAUCUGUGGAAAGAGACCGGAGAUGGAGGAUGCUCUUAUGGCUGUUCCUAAUUUUAUGAAAAUUCCUAUCAAGAUGUUUAUUGGUGAUCGUGUUAUUGAUGGACUAAGUCAAAGUUUGAGUCACCUGACAUCUCAUUUCUACGGAGUAUAUGAUGGUCAUGGAGGAUCUCAGGUUGCAGAUUAUUGCUGUAAACGUGUUCAUCUAGCAUUAGUUGAGGAGUUAAAACUUCCCAAACAUGAUUUGGUGGAUGGAAGUGUAAGGGAUACCCGGCAGGUUCAGUGGGAGAAGGUCUUUACUAAUUGCUUUCUCAAGGUUGAUGAUGAAGUUGGAGGAAAGGUGAACAUAGAUCUCUGUGAUGACAACAUGAAUACCUCUAGCUGCACCUCUGAGCCUAUUGCCCCAGAAACUGUUGGGUCCACUGCGGUUGUAGCGGUGAUUUGUUCAUCUCAUAUUAUAGUUGCUAACUGUGGGGAUUCAAGAGCAGUCCUUUAUCGUGGCAAAGAAGCGGUGGCAUUGUCAAUCGAUCACAAACCAAGCAGAGAAGAUGAGUAUGCCAGAAUUGAAGCAUCUGGUGGUAAGGUCAUUCAGUGGAAUGGGCAUCGUGUAUUUGGUGUUCUUGCAAUGUCAAGAUCUAUUGGUGACAGAUAUUUGAAACCAUGGAUUAUACCCGAACCAGAAGUUAUGUUUGUACCACGUGCUAGAGAAGAUGAAUGCCUAGUUUUAGCCAGUGACGGAUUGUGGGAUGUGAUGACAAACGAGGAAGCUUGUGAAGUGGCUAGACGACGAAUUCUGCUGUGGCACAAAAAGAAUGGGACUAACUCUCUGCCGGAAAGGGGCCAGGGAGUGGAUCCUGCUGCACAAGCAGCGGCAGAGUAUCUUUCAUCGAUGGCUCUUCAAAAAGGUAGCAAAGACAAUAUAUCUGUGAUUGUGGUGGACCUUAAAGCUCACAGGAAAUUCAAAAGCAAAAGUUAGAGAUUACAUGUUCUCACCCACAUUUGGUUUAGUAUAAAUCUGUACACGGCGACGGGUAUAAAUCUCAUUAUUACAUAACUCAGUCCAUUCAUUUUUCCUAUGGGCUUAAGGUGUGUAUGAGAAUAGUAUUUUAGCAAUGUAUUAUAGAAAAAAACAGUUAACAAACGACGUUUAUCCAAAUUUUUUGGUGUUUGUUGCGCCAGAAAAUGGCUAUGUAAAUUGAGCAUGUUGAAGCAAUAUCAGAGGUGCAAUUUCUUAAUU